CACAUAAAUACUUUCUUCUGCAUUAUUCGUACACUAUGGCAGCUCUGGUCGUGACCAGCUGUCGUUAUUGUUGCUAUUGCGCAACUUGAACUUGGGCAUCAAGCACGCAGACAGAACAGACCACACACUAGCAAAAUGCACCCAAUCCAAAGGUUAGUCUACACUUUCGGUCAUCGAACCAUCAACCACUUGCCGCUGCUUAGCGCUGCCGCCAAUGCGAAAACAACAGCAGCAACAACAAUUACGGCGCAAAUGGCUUAUCCCAUACGCAACUCCUCAUCUUCGUCCUCCUCUUCAUCCGUGCUGGCCACUGAAUCUUCCUCGAAAGGCAUGAUAAUUAUAAACCGUCCAAAGGCGUUGAAUGCUCUGAAUUUGGAAAUGGUGCGAAAAAUAUACAAGCAUCUGAAAAAGUGCGAGAAGAACAAGUCCUUAAUGAUCAUUAAAGGCACUGGGGACAAAGCAUUUUGUGCUGGCGGUGAUGUUCGUGCACUUGUUGAGGCUGGUCCUACGGAUGAAUCAAAAAGCUUCUUCCGCGAAGAAUACACUACGAACGCGUUAAUUGGGAACUACAAAAUCCCCUACAUAGCGAUAAUCGAUGGCAUAACGAUGGGCGGCGGCGUAGGCCUCAGCGUGCAUGGCAAAUAUCGCGUAGCCACUGAUCGCACGCUUUUUGCUAUGCCCGAGACGGCUAUCGGAUUAUUUCCUGAUGUAGGCGGCUCCUAUUUUUUGCCACGUUUGCAGGGAAAACUGGGUCUGUUCCUUGGGUUGACCGGUCAUCGCUUGCGUGGCUCAGAUGUCUAUCAUGCGGGUAUCGCUACUCAUUAUUGUGACAGUAGUAAGAUACCCGACUUGGAAACUGCGUUGCUAAACUGCCCUGAUGCUGACGAUGUACCCGAGUUGCUCCAGAAGUUCCAUUGCCUUCCAGAGAAACCCUUUUCACUUCAGCCGUUUCUAGACCAGAUCAAUAAGAACUUCACAGCCGAUUCUGUUGAAGGCAUAAUUGAAAAUUUGAAGUCGGAUGGCAGCGAUUGGGCAAAAAAGACAUUGGAGACACUAUGCAAAAUGUCACCCACGUCGAUGAAGAUCACUUAUCGUCAACUGGAGCUGGGCUCACAGCAGUCGCUACCGCAAUGUCUCAUCAUGGAAUAUCGUCUGGCUGUUCGUCACUUGGAGCGCAGCGAUUUUAAGGAAGGAGUUCGAGCUCUGCUCAUAGACAAGGACCAGCAGCCCAAAUGGCAACCAAGCUCAUUGGCCGAAGUUAGCGAAGAGCAUGUGCAAUGGUUUUUCCGAAAGCUGCCCGACACCGAGGAGCUCAAACUGUAAUGUUGCCGCAAGACUGUGUAGUUUUAGCAGCACAUAGAGUUUGCUUUUGUGUUAUAUUAUUUUUUCAAUGACAUUUUGCAAUAUUUUUCUGGUAUUUGCCGUUUUAGUUCUUGCAUGCUUUUUGCUUGCGUUUAUCUUUAUUUGCGAUGUGCAUUGUUCCCCUUUUACAAUUCUUGUAUACAUACAUUCCUUGCAGACACAUUCAUACAUACAGUUUUAGCACUGCAGCGGCUAAUUUUUGCAAUCUCGUUUAUCUCUUCUCUUUCAACAGCGACUAACUAAAAGGAUUAUUCUUCUAAAUAUGUUACGAACGUGAAAUUUGAUGCAUUUAUAUGAUAUACAUAUAUUUUUAUAUACAAUUCGUAGUUUUUACAAUCAAUAUACAAUACUAAAUAAUUGUGCCUAACGAAA
Scaptodrosophila lebanonensis is the source of this 1734-nucleotide messenger RNA. It is a transcript of the gene Hibch, whose product is annotated as 3-hydroxyisobutyryl-CoA hydrolase, mitochondrial. The coding region runs from base 136 to 1323 and encodes 395 amino acids. NCBI's taxonomy places the organism in Eukaryota, Metazoa, Arthropoda, Insecta, Diptera, Drosophilidae. Gene Ontology annotation, cellular component: mitochondrion. Gene Ontology annotation, biological process: L-valine catabolic process. The transcript is spliced from 3 exons. Gene Ontology annotation, molecular function: 3-hydroxyisobutyryl-CoA hydrolase activity. The record is from RefSeq and is a predicted model, not a curated record.